UGUUUGUGAUUUCAUCACGCUGGAAAAAUAGGGCUCCGUUGGGUUUGUGCAAGCUAAGAGCUGGGCUAAGGAGAGGAAGGGCUUUUCAGUACCUUGGACAGAGCACGCAGCAAAAAUGGCUCCGAUUUCAGCGAGCAGAGAAGAAUUUGAUGAAAUUCCUACAGUGGUUGGGAUCUUUAGUGCUUUUGGCCUUGUCUUCACAGUCUCCCUCUUUGCUUGGAUCUGCUGCCAGCGUAAAUCUUCCAAAUCCAACAAGACCCCUCCCUACAAAUUUGUCCAUGUGCUGAAGGGGGUUGACAUUUAUCCCGAGAACCUUAACAGUAAGAAGAAAUUUGGAGCAGAUGACAAAAGUGAAGCAAAAAGCAAAUCAGUGAUGCCAAAGAAUUCUCUCCACCUCGACCUGGAAAAGAGAGAUUUGAAUGGCAACUUCCCCAAAACAACCCCCAAAAUCCAGAGCUCUCCAGAUCUUGAGAACUUGACUCCAAAGCACUUUGUAGAAAGAGAGAAAGAUUCAAUAUCCCCCGAGAGCUUAAAGUCCAACACUUCACUGUCUUCUGAAGAGAAACAAGACAAGCUAGGGACUCUCUUUUUCUCCUUAGAGUACAACUUUGAGAAGAAGGCAUUUGUGGUGAACAUCAAAGAAGCACGUGGAUUGCCAGCAAUGGAUGAACAGUCAAUGACUUCUGAUCCCUACAUCAAAAUGACAAUAUUACCUGAGAAGAAGCACAAAGUGAAAACCAGAGUGCUGAGAAAAACCUUAGAUCCAGCUUUCGAUGAAACCUUUACAUUUUAUGGGAUCCCCUAUAGCCAAGUCCAAGAUUUAAUCCUUCAUUUUAUGAUCUUGAGCUUUGACAGGUUUUCCAGAGAUGACAUCAUUGGAGAAGUCCUCAUUCCACUUGAAGGAAUUGAAUUGUCUGAGGGAAGGAUGCUAAUGAACAGGGAGAUCAUCAAAAGAAAUGUUAGGAAGUCAUCUGGACGUGGAGAAUUACUGAUCUCUCUCUGUUACCAGUCUACAACAAACACUCUAACCGUGGUUGUUUUGAAAGCCAGGCACCUACCCAAAGCUGACGUUUCAGGAUUAUCAGAUCCUUAUGUCAAAGUGAACCUCUACCAUGCUAAGAAGAGAAUCUCUAAAAAGAAAACCCAUGUGAAGAAAUGCACCCCCAAUGCAGUAUUCAAUGAAUUGUUUGUCUUUGACAUUCCUUGUGAGGGCCUUGAAGAUAUCAGCAUUGAAUUUUUGGUUUUGGAUUCAGAUAGGGGGUCCAGGAAUGAGAUUAUUGGCCGGUUAACCCUGGGAGCUUCAGCAGAAGGAACAAGUGGAGAGCACUGGAAGGAAAUUUGUGAAUAUCCUAGGAGACAAAUUGCCAAGUGGCAUAUGCUGUGUGAUGGUUAGCAGCCUAGAAAUGGGUUGGAACUUAACAAAUAUUUCCAUAGGCAAGGAGCAAAUUUCUUUCUGUAUGAUGCAUAAUUACAGGCUUGUAACAACAAGACAUCUUUUUGUUAAAACUGGAGUGAACUAUCAGAACAGAAGGUAACUAAAUUUUCACAUUAAACAAAGGUCUUUCUAAUCCAUAGAAACUUGACAUAAUUUCAUAUGAUAUUCAUAUUCUGCUGGAGUUUACAUAGUAAUAGACUUGUGAAGCAGUGCAAACUUCAAUAAGAGCAGUCUAUCUGUUAUGAAUAAAUCACUGGAAACUGUAGAUUACUACUCCAUGCAGAAGAUGAUAACCUCAUUAAUAUAUAUUGCUAGAUCUAGGGACAGACUUUUUUUUUAAGUCUAAAAAUUGGGAAUGUGUGAGGGGCAGGAAGAGCAUUUUAUUUGGUUUACCAUUGUAUCAGAAACCUUCUAGUAUGGAAAUUCAACCAAUUUUCAUAAGUUUAGGGUACUUAUACUUUGAUCAAUCCAAAUACAAGACAUUUUCAACAACUUGCUUUGCAUAUCACAUCAGGUGCAAAUAGUUGUUAUGUGUGUGAAAUAUUGUAUAGUCUUUUACGUUUAUGUUUUUUUAAAAUUAUUAUU
Terrapene triunguis (Three-toed box turtle) is the source of this 2020-nucleotide messenger RNA. It is a transcript of the gene SYT4, whose product is annotated as synaptotagmin 4. Bases 116 to 1393 code for a protein of 425 amino acids. Lineage: Eukaryota; Metazoa; Chordata; Testudines; Emydidae. The record is from RefSeq and is a predicted model, not a curated record. The transcript is spliced from 4 exons. Gene Ontology annotation, molecular function: phosphatidylserine binding; calcium ion binding; calcium-dependent phospholipid binding. Gene Ontology annotation, cellular component: axon; synapse; membrane. Gene Ontology annotation, biological process: regulation of calcium ion-dependent exocytosis; vesicle fusion; calcium-ion regulated exocytosis.